GCACUGCCCCGCACAUAUAAAGGCUGUCAGCGGCUCCUCUCGCCAGAAGCUUCGCAACCAGCACCGUUCUGUUCUUUGGGGGGUGGUAAUAAGAGACACUUCUUCACAAAGGUUCAUGUCAUCACAUAGGAGAGUGCUAUAUACACUGGGAGAACAAUAGACUGUGUUCUUUCUCUCUUGGUAUUAUCCAGAGAUUUGCUUUCUGCUGCCCUGACUUAAAGCAGAGUACCUCUGUGACCUAUCUGUCUCCUUUGGCCCCAAAAUGACAGUAAUUGCUGCAAUCAGUUGUACUCUCUUAUUUUCCGUUCUCUGUAAAACAAGUGCAUUAGUGUUACCCAACUCCACUGACCUAUUCCUGUCAGACAAUAAUUUCACUGACAUCAAGACAGCUUUGGCAGCUCAUCUGGACUCUGCAAAAAUUCCCAAAGCCAGGCGGAAGCGCUACAUUUCACAGAAUGACAUGAUUGCCAUUCUUGAUUAUCAUAAUCAAGUCAGAGGCAAAGUCUUCCCACCUGCUUCCAACAUGGAAUAUAUGGUUUGGGAUGAAACUCUUGCCAAAUCUGCUGAGGCUUGGGCUGCUACAUGCAUUUGGGACCAUGGCCCUUCCUAUCUUCUGAGAUUUUUGGGACAGAACCUGUCUGUAAGAACUGGAAGGUAUCGAUCUAUUCUCCAGCUGGUAAAGCCAUGGUAUGAUGAGGUGAAGGAUUAUGCUUUCCCUUAUCCUCAAGAUUGCAACCCUAGGUGCCCGAUGCGAUGUUAUGGACCCAUGUGCACCCAUUACACACAGAUGGUUUGGGCCACUUCCAAUCGUAUAGGCUGCGCAAUCCACACAUGCCAGAAUAUGAACGUCUGGGGAUCUGUUUGGCGGCGAGCUGUUUACUUGGUCUGCAACUAUGCCCCAAAGGGGAAUUGGAUUGGAGAAGCACCAUAUAAAGUAGGAGUCCCAUGUUCAGCUUGUCCUCCAAGCUAUGGAGGUUCUUGUAUCGACAAUCUUUGUUUCCCAGGAGUAACAUCAAACUACUUAUACUGGUUUAAAUAAGGUUAACAUUAUUUUAAAGUAAACCCACAGAUGAGUAACAAGAACCUUGUGUAUUGAAUUUUGCACAUAUUAUAUAUAGAGAGAUUGUAAUAAUACUCUGAUAUUUUCUUUUUGUAUGCUUUUGUAUAAUUAGCUUUCAAAGUACAGUAUAAUUUGGAUUUUACACUUUGGGAUUUAAGAUUCACACUAUCUCUUUUAGAUUAACAUUUUGUUAAAGGAGAGCAAGCUUAACAAAUGUAGCUUCCUGAAGAUUAGAUUGUAUUAAAAGCACAUCAGAAUAUAGAAUAUUACUUCCUUUUAAAUAUAAUAGCUCUAGAAAGAGAAGGAUCAUUGUUUAAUACUGUGCUUUAAAAAUGGAGUGUGCAACAAAUUGUCCUCGCACUCCCAAUGGUUCCUCCUGUUUACACCUGUGCUUUCACCUGCAAUGUCAAUGGGACACUGAGCAGAGGAAAACAUAUGUGCAAGAGAAACUGCGGGAUAUUACCUACCUCAUGCACAGCAUCAAUUCAUUUAUGGUGUUUCAAGAGUUCAGCACAUGGCUGCUGCUAUCACAUGUCUGUGUGCAGACAGGAAUAUUUAAGAGAAUGAGGAACCACACUGACUGAUAUGCAGUGGCUGUUAACUCACAUGCCUGAAGUCUUAUCUAGAUAGAAAGCUACAUCUCUUGAAAAAUACUGGUAUAACAGCUCAGUUUGACUCUACCUUCCUGUACUUCUGAACACAGUUAUUGUUCUAUAAUGGUGCUUUGGAGGAGUAUAUUUAUUCUUUUAUAGGAAGAAAUAUAUUGCUACAAAGCAAUAUACAUCAAUACAUUACAUCCAUAGCGUUAUUUACACUAUAAGUUUACCAGUAUAUAUCUGUUGUCCCUCUGACUGAAAUUCAGUUGAGGAUCAGCAGUGAUCAGACCUACAAAUAGGUAGGAAGAUUUCUAAAUAAAAGACAUUAGGGUGUUUUAAAAUUCAUAUAGAUUUGUUGCAAAAAUUCCAAAUUUCUGAAGCAAUUGCCAGUGUCCGUUAAAAAUAUACUGCACUGUUUCCUGAAAAUAUCUCUGUGCAUUAUUAAAAACCAAAUCUGCCAAAAACUUUCUGCCAAAACCUGAAUGCCUUAUGGGUACCUAAUAGAGACAAUAAAACUGAAAUAUUAUACAGGUACUUUUCUUGAAAAGCAGAUUAUUAAAAGGAAGAAAUCAAACGUCUGCCACUAUUACUAGGUCAUUGAAAUAGCCUCAGAUUUUGGCUUUAUGUUACAGGGCAGAAUGUACUCCACUUUAAGUGUUUAGUCUGCUUGCACUACUACAUUUAGACCUCUGAAAUUUAUGAACUUUGAAAAGCAAUACUGAGUAGAGCAAGUAGAACUACAGAGGAUAAUUUCUCUAGAGCUACAAAUGUACGUAUUUUAAGUCACUAAUUCAAUCUUUUUAGGGUAUUUGAGACAGUCUGACACCAGAAUAUGAAGUAACAUGCUGGCAAUAUAAAAAGAAAUAUGAGAAUUUGAAUUCUUCACAUUAGUUAUUCUUUUUCCAGCAAGCUAUCUGGAGCAGGCUGUAGAGUGUGUGAAAUGUAGCAGCCCCUCUGUAUCUAUCUGUACUCUGAUCCCUCAGAGAAUGUCAGCAGCUGAUCUAUGGCUCUUCAGAUAUUUCUGGUUAGUGGCACUUGUGUAUCUGACAGGACAAGAACUAGACAGGCAUAUUGCCUUUAGAUGUGUCCAUGCUGUAAAAGGAUAACUUUGUAAUGUUCUGCUAACUUUUAUCCUAACAGGUACAACAUAAAUAUUUUUACUUUUGUAUUCAAAGGAGUUUGGACUUGAAUAGUACUCAGUCAGUCAAAUGUUUUGGUGGAGUAAAAGCCAGUCCUGUUUUGGGAGUGAAAGACAACCUCUUUGCAUUAUCUAGGUACACACUGAAAUAAAUGAGUGAGACAAAACUACUUGGUGGGUCACUACCCCCUCAGCCAGCACAGCUUUUGACAAAGAUGCAGGUGAAAAAUGCAUUUUUAUUCUACAUAAGAAAUCUUCUAUAAAGGUAAAGACAGCACAGUUAAAACAGUGCAUCUAGCCAUUUUCAGUAUUUUUAUUUAAUACAAAUAGGAGGCAGAGCAUAAGAAAAAGUUCAGGUUAAGCCAUGGAGCCUGCAACAGUAGGUCUAACAAUAAAUGACUAUGCACUUUGAAACUUGCAACUUGUAUGUUGUAUGGUACACUUUCCAAACAGGACUAGACAUUGUAAAUUAACUUAUAAUUCUGUAAUUCAGCUGAAAUUAUUAUCACGGGUAUAUGUGUUAUCGUAUCUGUUACUUUUUAACUUGCUACAAAUGCCUCGAUUUUGUGGAAGAUUUUGUUUUCUGUGAAUAUAGAAAACUUUGCUUUUAACAAACAGUUAUGCAGGUUUUUUCACAACAUCCCAUAAUGGUGCUAGGGAUUAACUAUUGCAAUCACACUGUAAUUGACAGCAGCAAAAUAUGAUCUGGAAAUAAGCUAUUUCAUACGAGCAGCUCCUGAUAAAACCAGCUACAAGCACUCAAGCAUUAGCUGAAUAUUUUUCAUUUAACAGAGAGGAUUGCAGAUAAUCAGAUAUUUGAUUGCCACAUGAAAUGGAAGGCCUUUCUGUAUUGCCAGUUUGAACUGCCCUAAUUUCUAUUACUGUUUUGCUCUUGGCCAGGUAAUGACAAUGCCAGUAAAGCUCUGUUUUGAUUGCCAGUGCCAGUGCUUCCUGACUGACUACCUGACACCAAGUGCUGCUACCAAAAAAGCACUGAAAUGUGCAGAAGACUUCAGAUAUCUUUGGCAGCUCUAAUACAUGCUGAGCUUGAUGGGUUGAAGGCCAUGCUGAGGCAAACCACCUCCAGUUGCUAUUCUAAUGGCCUUGAAGUACUAAUUUCUUCUCAGCAGAAGGGUGUGCCUUUAAAGAUAGAGAAAUUAGCUCAGACUUCUGUUCUAAAUAUAAAAUUGUAAAAGUAUGCACAAGCUAAAAUAAGGUAAAAAUUAUUUUUUGUCAAAAUACUGUGAGAGGCAUUAGAGUAAAAAAUGAUAUAACAAAAUUGAUAUAAUUAUUGAGUGCAGCUGUUUAUAAUAAUAUCUGCUUGUGAAUUUUUGCCUCAUGUAAACAUCUAAGGUAAUGGAUAGCAGUUGAUACCUUUUGGUGCUAACCUCUGUGUUCUGGUGCUGAAGUAACAGAUUAUUUUUUGUGGAAAUAUUGCCAUAUACACUCCAGUGUUUGUGAGAUAUUUUUCAGAUAAACAUAUAACUUACCACUAGGUCAGAUUUGGUUUCAGCAUUCCUUUUUAUGGCUGUUUCAGGCUCUGAUAAGAGUUUUACCUGCAUCAGAGAGAAAAAUGUAUUCCAUUUCAAAACCAAAAGAAACAGUACCCUCUCCUCAUUGCAACAGGCAAUAAAUUAUGGGGAGAGUAAGACCUCUGAGAGUCAUGACUUCAGAUUGAUGCUGAGCAAGUUUUUGUGAUUCCAGAUCAUCUCUCUGAAAAAUAAAUUACUUCAGAAAAUCCGGGCUUGACCUUGCACACUUAUCCUUGGGAUCUAUUCUUUGAGAUCAGUUUGUUUCUGUCUGAAUUUGAGGUGAGUUUGAUGAAGUCUCAGUGAAAAAAGGCAGAGUUUUAAUAUAACUUCUGCAGGAAUGAAAAAUUGGAUUCUAUGAGAGAUUUGCGAACAGCAAAAUUAGACUUCAUAUGCCAUCCCCUAUUAAAAACUGGGAAAUACUAUGGGGCUUUGAAAGAGGAAACUGCCAGAGCAAAAGUACUGUGACUGCAUGGAAAGAAAUGUAUUUGUGUCUAUAUCCAUAUCUAUGUUUGUAGGUAGGUGGAUAGGUAGGUAGAUAUAUGUGUUUAUUCACAUAUAUGUAUGUGUGUUAUAUGUGUUUAUACAUUCUCCCUGAGGAUCAGGUUGCAAGCAUGGAUGCCCUCUUGUGGUUGAGAAUGUCCCUACUCAUUACAUAGGGAUCCAGGAAGUUUUAGGAUAUUUUGAAAACAAAAGCAAAUCUAAAGUUUUCGGCCAUGAUUGUAGAGACACAUGACUUUGUCUGUUUCCUUUGAAAAAAGAGAUGCAGUGCAGAACUCUUCCAUUUCUAAGUUUUACCUAAUUUGCAAAAGUACAGCGUUCCAUUACAGUUUUAUUAGCUGGUGACUACCUAACAUACAGAGUUUUAUGGGUAUGAGGUAAAACAGAGUUAUUCACAUGUCAGGAGAAUUUUUAGAAGCGUUAAGUAAGAUGUAGUUCUUAAAAACCAGGGUGUAGGAAGCCUCAUUACUCAGAUACUGAAUUAUGAUGAUCCCUAAUAAAAUUUUAAAGCCCCAAAUUACUGUUGCAAUCUGCCCAUUACUGCUAUGUUUUCAAGACAAAACUCUUGCUUUCCUAUUCUAGAAUGAGACAAUCUUGGAAUCCAAGCACAAAAAUUUUUUGUGGUGCUUUUUAAAACUGCAGAAUUGAAAAUUUGUAUGGUCUAGUUCUCAGAUCAUAUGUAAUCGGUCUGGUGGUCUCAAAGUGCACAAACCUUCUUUUUUAAAUUUGCAAGAAUGUUGAAAUUCUAUCAAUAGAAGCCUGAAAUAGCAAUAAUCUUCUCAAAUUGCUUUUUUUUUCCAAUAGAAAGCAGUUUAAAACAUUAAGAAAAAUUAGCAAUUACCCAUCGGAUUAAUUCAACAGAUGGGCAGCAGCCUAUCUGGUUAAUUCAAUAAAUGAUACACAAAAUUGAUUACUAUUCCAAUUUCUUUCAGUAAUUUCAAUACUUUCUUUUUGCAUAGCCUUCAUUUCCCAACUUUCCCUCAGGGUAGAGUUAUUUUCUGAUAGAAAAUUAUUAAAGGCAAUGCAUUUUAAAAUUCACACAUGUUGGUGGAACAGAUAGAAAAUUUUGAUUGUUAUUCACAUUCUACAGUUCCUCUGAGUGUGAUCUGUGAAAAAUCCAGACUGAAAUGGUUGCAAUUCAUUAUCUCCUUCUGCCAAAAGACAAAAUUCAGAGUGGAAGAAGAUUUCAGCAUGUUAUUGUUGGGUAAUAAGACUGUAAAAAUCCCUCAUACUGAAAAUGCAUAUAAAUUAUAUUUGGGGUUAUUUUGGCCAGCAGGAAAGAGAGGGAAUAUCUCUCAGGUUAUAUGUUUAGCUCACAACAGCAGUUGUCAUUCAAAUUACUGGCUAUUCAUCAUGCUGCUAACUCACUACAGCUUCAAUAGACCAUCCUCUAAGUCAGGAAGUAUCUCAGAUGUGACUUUUAACGUAAUAAAAUUCUUCCUUAAGAGUGAAUGGUAAUAUUAGAAUCAAUAGCUCUUAGGAGUUGAACAGCUUUGUUUCAUGUAGGGAGUGCUAAUGUAAUUGAAAUGGUGCUUAAAGGCAGGGUUCAUUUAAGUAGCAAACAAUCUACAGAUGCUUUUUUCCAUAUGCAACAAGGAAAGAUUUUUCUGAGGCUUAAAGAUCUUGGGGAUUGGAAAAUAAGUAUAUUUCUAUGCUUUAUUAUCUGAACCCAUGUCAAAAAAAUGUUCAGUGUUUAUAGAGUGAAAUGGUCUUUCCUCCCCUCUCAUUAUAUAUUUUCAUUUUUAUUGUUUAGAAUUUUGAUGAUUGUGUGGGUGGGGUUGUAUCUGGUUUUUUGGAGUAGAAAGCUUGUUGUCUAACACAUGUUGCAGUGAACUUACCAAUGUAUAAUUUCUUUUGUGUUGUCAUACCAUGCUCUAUAUAUAUGUUAUACCUGAGAUAUAAAUUUGUAUCCAUGUUCCAGCUUCUAAUGCUAUGAAACUGUACAUCAUUUUGAUCUAUUUUGUAACAUCUAUGCAUUUAAAUAAAAAAGUAAAAUUAUC
Molecule: messenger RNA, 6824 nt
Organism: Catharus ustulatus (Swainson's thrush)
Lineage: Eukaryota; Metazoa; Chordata; Aves; Passeriformes; Turdidae
Gene: PI15
Product: peptidase inhibitor 15
Exons: 6
Coding region: 263-1039 (258 amino acids)
Cellular component (GO): extracellular region
Source: RefSeq, a predicted model, not a curated record